AUGCCCGAAUCCUCAUCAUUAUGUAGGCUUUCAGCAAAGCCAAAUUCAAGAAUCAUACCAUACUUAAUAAAGUAUACAAAAAUAUCAUUGCAAAACUUCUCUAAUGAUGAAUAUGCAUAUUUAGUAGAAUCACAGUUAUUAUUAAAUGAAGAAUAUUCCUGUUCAUUAUCUAAAGAAUCAUCCUUAUUAUUCGACGAACAACAACCUUUAUCAUUAGAUAAAAAUCCAUUAUUAUUAGAUGAUGACUUUUCUUCGAAUAAGCUCUCAAUAUAUAGUAAACCUGUCUCAGAUGAAGAAUUUUCAGAAAGUUCAACUAAUUCUACUCAAAAUACAAUCACAGAGGUGUCAAAACCAUCACAACAAAAUAUUAUAGUAUGGUAUUAUAUGAAAAAAGACAAACCUGCCAAAAUGAUCAGAUGCCGAGCAUGGAUCGGUAGUGAUGAUAAUCUUAAACAAUGCACAAAUACUUUCAAAAUUACAAGUACAACAAAUUUAGCUAGCCAUUUUCAAACUAUACAUAGAUUAAGUAAAACUGGCCCUUUAAGUGGUGGAAAAGAAGUAACACAGUUACAACCUGUUCAAUUAGACCCAUCACAGCCUACUUUAUUAGAAUUAGUCAAUCGUCAGACAACAUCACUUUCAAAUAAAAAACAGAAUAGAAUUAUCUCUAGAAUAUUAGCAUGA
Molecule: messenger RNA, 684 nt
Organism: Dentiscutata erythropus
Lineage: Eukaryota; Fungi; Glomeromycota; Glomeromycetes; Diversisporales; Gigasporaceae
Source: the annotation of a GenBank genome assembly